Zerene cesonia (dogface butterfly) is the source of this 5502-nucleotide messenger RNA. It is a transcript of the gene gig, whose product is annotated as tuberin. The coding region runs from base 191 to 5479 and encodes 1762 amino acids. NCBI's taxonomy places the organism in Eukaryota, Metazoa, Arthropoda, Insecta, Lepidoptera, Pieridae. Gene Ontology annotation, biological process: regulation of cell cycle; positive regulation of GTPase activity; negative regulation of phosphatidylinositol 3-kinase/protein kinase B signal transduction. Gene Ontology annotation, molecular function: GTPase activator activity. The record is from RefSeq and is a predicted model, not a curated record. Gene Ontology annotation, cellular component: nucleus; TSC1-TSC2 complex; cytoplasm. The transcript has 36 exons.
CAGCUGUAUGAACUAUGAAGGGAGGGCUAUCAAGCUGUCAGAUGGUGAAUAGCAAAGCGGAGCGGUAGUGAGAAUUAUUUUAACAAAUAUGUGUUUUUAUUUUCAAUAUCAUACGCAUAGGUAAUCGCCGCACCUAGUAUUAAGCUUUAGGGUAAUUAAGAACGGGAGCCACCACCGAAGCUGCCGCAAAAUGGGGUCCAGGGAUAGGGACACUAAGUCCCUUCAUGACAAGUUGAAAGUGUUAUUCAAGAAAAGUGGUUCUGCGCCCGUAGCUGCACAAAACGAGCUGGUGGUAACACCAGAACUCCGACGGGAACUCAGCUCUGAAGUCCCGUUACAUCGACGUCUCCGCGCUAUCAAGGAAUUGGGUGAAAAAGUGCUUCAUAUUCGUGUUCAGGAAGGAGGUGUAGAAAAAAUAUGGACCACCACUAGAGACUUACUAGACGAUCCUUCUAUGGAAGCUCGUCACGCAGUGCUGGGUCUCCUCCGCUGCAUCGCCGAGGGGCAAACAGAACUGCUCAUCAUGCGCACUAUCAUAUUCCGGUACCUGCAGGAGACGCAACCCUCACAGCACCCAGAGGACUACCAGCUACGGUUCAAGCUACUUCACACUUUAACUAACACUGGCAAAGACAUCAAAUGCUUUGAAGAAGAGAUUGGUCCCUUUCUCCUGGAGUGGUUGCCGCAGCUUCCGGGGCCGGCUCAGAUCAUAGACUUUGUACAGCUCAUCACCAAUGUUGUCAAGUUUAAUGCAGUGUAUCUGGAUGAGGAAAUAGUGCAUGGAAUUGUUAACAACGCGUGCCACCUGUGCGUGUACUCGGCGGAGGCGGGCGUGGUGCAAGGCUGCCUGUCGCUGCUGGAGGCGGUGCUCUCGUACUCGCUGCUGCCGCGCGCCGCGCUGCGCACCUUCGUGGCGGCGCUCUGCCGCACCGUCAACCUGGAGCACUACUGCCAGAACAGCUGGAAGCUGAUGCGGUACGUGGUGGGCGCGGACAUGGGGCACGCGGCGCUGCAGGCGAUGGUGGAGAUGGUGCGCGAGGCGGGCGAGGCGGGCGCGGCGGGCGAGGCGGGCGAGGCGGACGCGGGGCUGGCGCGCGGCGCCGUGUUCUACAUCAACAUGGCGCUGUGGGGGCCGCGCCGCGUGCUCACGCUGCACGUCUCGCACCUGGCCGUGCUGCCGGCCUUCCUCAAGGCGCUGAGCGCGCGGCAGCCCGUGGUGACGUACGAGGUGGUGGUGGCGCUGCAGAGCCUCGUGGCGCGCAUGCCGCUCGACCUGCACGAGGUCUCGUGGGACGUGCUGCUGCGCAUCGUGCGCGAGAUACUCGACCAGGACAAAAGCCUGGAGCCGCCGAACGAGCUGAUCCACAAGCAGGUGCACGCGCUGAUCACCAGCAUCGAGCAGCUGCAGGAGGCGGGCCAGUUCCAGGGCGACCCCGACGCGCUGCUCGACCUGCUCGACUACUGCGGACACGACCGCCCGGAGGCGUCGACCAUGCGCGUGAUCACGCUGCGCGGCGCGGCGCUGGGCGGCGGCUGCGGCGGCGGGGGGGAGGGCGGCGCGGGCGCGGCGCUGGCGCUGGCCGAGCGCUACCUGCGCCACGAGCCGCGCCUGCCCGUGCGCCUGCACACGCUGCACACCGUGCUCGCCUACAUCAAGCGCAACAGCGUGGGCGGCGAGGAGGCGGUGGAGCGCGUGGGCGCGGCGCUGGCGAGCGCGUGCGCGGGCGACGCGGAGUGCGCGCUGCGCGCCGCCGCCGCGCGCGCGCUGCCGCUGCUGGCGCGCGCCUGCUCCGCCGACGCCGCCAUCGACCUCGUCGACCAGCUCGAGAAGAUCUUGAACCGUCCGUUCGAAAUGUACGUGUCCGACGUGCCCAUCCCGGCGGAGGCGGACACGAGCGACCUGGCGGCCGCGGCGAGCGGGCUGCUGGAGCUGCUGCACGACAAGCUGCUGCGCGCCCCCGCCGCGCCCGCCGCGCGCGCGCUGCUCGUGCUGCUCGACCACCUGGACCUGCACUACCGCCGCCCGGCGCUCUGCCGCCACCACCCCGACAUCCGCCUCAAGAUCUUCGACAUGCUGUUCGGGCUGCGCGCGAACGCGUCGAACUGCGUGGGGUUCUGCUACGACUCGCGCGGCGCGGCCGUGUGGGGCGCGGCGGCGCUGCGCGUGCGCCCCACCUGCUCGCCCUUCCUGCUGGCCGAGCCGCCGCUGCCGCGCGGGGCCGCCGCGCCGCCGCCGCCGCGCGCCGACCUGCCGCCGGGCGCGUGCGUGAUCCCGGUGGGGCGGUUCGCGCGGCUGCUGGCGCUGGCGCUGACGCGCGAGAGCGAGUGGGGCGCGCUGGCGCACGUGCUGCGCGCGCUGCCGCACCUGCUCACCGCGCGCGCGCUCGUGCUCGGCCGCCGCGCGCACGACCUGGACCAGCUCGCCGCCACGCUCUGCUCCAUGGUGUCGGACCGCAGCGCCACGUUCCCGGAGUGCUGGCGCGCCAACGGCAAGCUGCUGGUGUCGGAGUACCACGCGGCCGUGCUGCCGCCGCUAGCCGCCAUGGCGUCCUAUAACGCGUACCUCGAGCCCAACACGCAGCGCCACGUCGUGCGCUGCCUGCUCAAGCACGGCAUGGUGCUCCGCACGCCGCAGCCGUACAUCAACGCGCUGACGCUGUUCACGCUGGAGACGCGCGAGACGAUGGUGCGCAUGCUGCCCGAGGUGCUGCUCGACCUGUCCAAGAUCUCCGACACGCAGGCCAUCGCCAGCCCCAUGCUCGAGUUCCUCUCCACGCUGACGCGGCUGCCGCGCGUGUUCGCGUCGUUCGUGGAGGACCAGUACAUGUCGGUGUUCGCGAUCCUGCUGCCCUACACCAACCCGUCGCGCUACAACCACUACGUGGUGUCGCUGGCGCACCACGUCAUCGCCGCCUGGUUCCUCAAGUGCCGCCUCUCCUACCGCCGGAACUUCGUGCGCUUCAUCAUACACGGUUUACACAACUACAUCAUAAUGCCUUUCGAGGAGCAGCUCCAGUACAAAACGAACAACUUCCACCAGAACUCGGUUAACGAGGACUCGUCGAACAGGCAGCGGAGUUCCAGUUUGGGAUCGAAGGCGGUGUCGCGCGCGCCGCUGGCGGGGCGCGGCGGGGGCGCGCGGGGCGGCGCGGGGGGCGCCGGCGGGGCGGGGGGCGGCGUCGGGGGCGCGGGCGGCGCGGGGGGAGGCAGCGCGCCCGCCGCCUUCCACGUGGAGCUCACCGAGACGUGCGUCGACCUGCUCGCCAGAUACACCUUCACGCCCUGCAGCGUCAAGCCGCAGAGGAGCGACACGGCAGAAUUCCUGUUUAAAGGCGGUCAGUCGACGACGUGGCUGGUGGGCCAUAAGCUGGUCACCAUCACCACCUCCGGUUGUCUACAGAACUCCAUCAAGCAGGGCCUGUGCGAAAGGUGCGCGUCGCUGUGCCGCCAGCACGCGGAGAGCGCGGGCAGCCCGCUGCCGCCCGCCCCCGCGCCCGCCCCCGCCCCCGCGCCGGCCCCCGCGCCGCCCGCCGCGCCCCCUGCGCCCGCCGACCUUCCGCCGCAGGUACAGAUUAAAGACAGUUCAGAAAGUAAUUCUUCGUCAUCGAACAACCAUCUUCAAGUCAAUUCACACGGACAGAACAACCAACCGGAAGUCAAAAGGUACAGCAAGUGGUCGCUGCAGCACAGCCGCUCCACGGAGACGUCCUGCUCCUCCCUCUCCAUCUCCGAGCUGCAGCCGCCCUCCAGCGGACACGUCUCCAGGCAAAACUCAUCAGAGAACAAAUCGACGGACCCCCUAGCAGACGUACUCAAUCAGUUCACACAACGAAUAGAGAGGAUAUCAAAAGAAGUGGAGAGCGAGGAGGGCGCGUGGUGCCGCGUGGGCGGGCUGGCCGAGGCGGGCGCGUGCCCGUGCUGGUGCGCGCGCUGGGCGCAGCUGCACGUGCGCUCGCCCACCGGCGACGUGUCCUGGCUGCUGCGCAUGCAGAACCACAUAAACUCAGCGCAGCUGCAGGAGUGGCCGCUACAGGACGUGCUGGCGCUACUCUCGCCGCCGCUGUCCGCCGGCAUCGACCCCGGCGCCUCACUUGCCGCACAAGCCGCACACGCCUCUCAAGCCUCACAUGCCGCCUCUGCCACAGACCUGGCUUCAGAAGAAUCAUCACGAUCGAGUCGGCCGCAACACGCGGCCGAUUUGCACAAAUCCAGCUCGGACACGGUGGUGGCCGGCGAGCGGCGCGCGCCCGCGCACUCCGCGCACCAGCCCGCCAGGAUGAGCACACAACCCAUAAACAUCCCGGGCUCCCCGCAGCGACAGAGCUCGUCCAGCACUACGGGCGACGAUGAUAUGCUGCUUAUAGUACCCGAACAGGGCAAGAGCCGGCAUCCGGUGCGGCGCUCCAACUCUUCGCCGGAGAUGUCCUCCUCGUGGAAGGUGUCCGUGCGCGAGCCCACCGCGCCUGAUGAUGAGCUCCCACCUAACGUGGACGAGAUGAUUCUGCUGCCCGGCGCGGGCGCGGGGGGCGCGGGCGGCGGCGUGUCGCCCUCCUUCGUGUUCCUGCAGCUCUACCACAACAUGAGCACCUACCCCAUCUCGCCGCCCGUACCCGGGGAAGUGCCGACCCAGCUGAGCGCGGGCUGCGAGCGGCCGCUGAAGGUGUGCGGCGCGCAGCACGAGCGGACGCUCAAGAACAUAGACCUCAUGCCGCCGCUCGAGACCUACAAGGUUGGCGUAUUGUACGUAGGGCCGGGACAGCAAGAUGACGAGGUCGCUAUUUUGAAAAAUGAAUAUGGCAGCGUCAGAUAUUCAGAAUUCUUGCGCGCUCUAGGUACGCUGGUACCGCUAGAGGGCGCGGACGAGCCUAACCUGUUCCUCAACUUGGAGAAGGGUGGCAAAGAUGGCCGCUACACUUACGUUUGGACGGACGACAUAAUGCAGGUGCAGUUCCACGUGGCGACGGCGAUGCCGAGCUGCGCGCGCGACCCGCACUGCAACGAGAAGCGCAAGUACAUCGGCAACGACUUCGUGUCCAUCGUCUACAACGACUCGGGACAAGACUUCAACAUACUCACCAUUAAGGGUCAGUUUAACCUGUGCGUGGUGGUGGUGGAGCCGAUGGAGUGCGGCAUGAGCCGCGUGCUGGUGAAGACGAAGGACGAGCGCAUCCGCAGCAAGUUCCUGGCGCACCUGCAGCCCACCGCGCUCUCCGACACCAGCGUGCCGCUGCUCGCGCGCCAGCAGGCGCUGCACUGCGCGCUGGCGUCGCAGAUCAGCCAGUCGCUGGAGACGCCGGGCGGGCAGCCGUACGCGUCCAACUGCCUGGAGCGGCUGCGGCUCAUCAAGCGGCUGCGCGCGCGCAUCGAGGCGGAGCGCCGCUCGGCCGCCGCGCGCGCGCCGCCGCCCUACCACGCCUCGCCGCACUCCGCGCACGCGCAGCGCCGCGUCGCCAUCGACGACUUCAACGACUACACCUAGCCGCCUCCCGCCACUCCGCUCCG